This is a messenger RNA of Mesorhabditis spiculigera, 1746 nucleotides long. Lineage: Eukaryota; Metazoa; Nematoda; Chromadorea; Rhabditida; Rhabditidae. The record is from the annotation of a GenBank genome assembly.
AUGUGCGACGCCGAGAAGCAGCACGUGACGCUCCACUGGAAGAACAUCUACGUGCGCACCGCCAAGGGGAGGCCGCUCUUGGAGGGCGUCUCGGGCGUCGGCGGCGUCUACGCGAACGGGCAAGAGCUCGGCUCGGCCAUGACGGGUGUUUGUGGCUAUGUGCAGCAGGAAGAUCUGUUCCUCGGCACACUCACUGUGGAAGAACAUCUCACGAUCCAAGCCCUGAUGCGCCUUUCCGGCACCAUGGACGCCCGGCAGCGGGCCCGACGGGUUGAAGAGGUGAUGCGCUCGAUGCUGCUCGACAAUGCGCGCGGCUCGCGGAUCGGCACACCAGGCGUGAAAAAAGGAAUCAGCGGUGGCGAGCUGAAGCGGUUGGCUUUUGCGACGGUAUUGCUGAAGCAGCCCCCGCUGCUGUUCUGCGACGAGCCGACAACUGGACUUGACUCUCACAUGUCGGCCGUUGUCGUCAAGCGCCUCGAAAUGCUGGCCGCGAACGGGAUGACCGUCGUCUGCACCAUUCACCAGCCCAACGCCGAGACGUUCGAGAUUUUUGACAAGGUGAAUCGAAAACUCUACUUCACAAAUUGUGAGGUUGUCUUCCUAUGCCAGGGCCGAAUCGCCUUCAUCGGCUCUCCGCUGAACGCCGUCCAUUUCUUCGGAUCGGCCGGCUACCUGUUGCCCGAGCGCACCAACCCGGCCAACUUUUUCAUCAACACCCUUGCCUUCAACCCGGAUCACCCGAAAGAUUCGCGCGAGCGCGGCACCAAGAUCUGCGACGCGUUCGCCAAGUCCGAGUACAAGCAGCUGUGCGACGCACAAAUCGAGGAGGCCGCUCGGCCGCGUCAGCUACACGCUAUCCCACCGCCCGGCCUCAUCAUCCUCUUUUUCGCCUUGUGGAAGCGCUACUUGAUCGACAACUACCGCACCCCCUCCGUGGUCGCCGCGAAAUUCGCGCAGAAGGCCUUCAUGGGGUUGUUCCUCGGGUUGCUCUACUACCAACACUGGAAAUACUUCACCACCCAGAACGGCGUCCAAAACCUAAAGGGCAGCCUGUUCUACUACAUCUCCGAGUUGACGUAUGCUACACUUUACGGCAUUCAAUCCUAUCUGCCCGGCGACUUUCCGCUGCUCAUUCGCGAAUAUCACGAUGGGAUCUUCCCGACAUCCGCCUACUACGUGGCUCGGCUACUCUCAUACGUGCCAAUCUUCUCGAUCGAUGGCAUCCUCUUCGUGUCCAUCUCCUACUGGUUCAUCGGCUUCUCGGCUAGCAUCACCCGUUUCAUGUUGACCCUGUUCGUCGGGCUGCUCGUCGAGUUGAGCUCGGCCAGUCUCGGCAUCAUGAUUUGUUCGGUAACCCCAUCCUAUUCGAUCGCCAUUGCCGUAUCUGGCCCGGUGUUGACCCUGUUCUCGUUGACCGGCGGCAUCUUCACCAACGUGUCCGUGAUGCCAGACUGGAGCCGAUGGAUCCAAUAUCUGUCGUGGUUCCGCUACGCGUACGAGGCGUUGAUCGUCAACGAGUGGUCAAACCCCAUCUACAGCCACAUUCCAUGCGUUAUGGGCAGCAACCGUGCCAUUGAGCGCAAUGUAUCCGACGCCAAAUGUCUGCACAACGGGGAUGAGGUGAUUCGCUCGCUGAACUUCUCAAAAGACAACCUCCUCUUCAAUCUCGCUGUCAUGCCCCUAGGCGUCGUUGUCAUCUACACGAUGGGCUACAUCGGACUGGUUGUGCGCGUUCGGAAAGCCCGU